GUUACUGUAAUAAAAGUUAAUGAAAAAGAAAAUGCUAAGAAUUGCCCAUUCUAAUCCUCUUAUUCUUACUUAUAAGGCUUUGCAACACAAAGUCAUGUCAGAUUGUAAAUGGAGGUUGGAUUCUUCUGGCAUUUUUAGUUAUUUGUAGCUGUGACUAAUAAAGAUUUCCUCCUGCCCAGUCCUUGAAUUUCAGGCCAGUUAGCUGAUUUAGUCUAGCUGCAGAGCACAUGAGGGAGUGAGAAGUGGAACUCAGUAACAGCAGUAGAAAGGGACUCAGAAUAUCUGAGUGGGUAUGGAUUGCUUAUGGUGCCUGGAGCUGGCAGAGCAGUGGGUUUGGCUAGAGAGAGUCUAGAAUGGUGGUGGGUGAAUGAUAUCUGACUGAGAGGUGAUCAUGCCAUUUUGGUAAACUCAAUAAGGAGUUCUCCUAAUGAAAUUCAGGAGAGAGGGUUGUGGGUGUUGUGUGGACUCAAGAGUCAUCUGUACCAAGCAGCUAAUGAAGGAUUUUACAUGUAAGAGUGGAAAGAAAAAUCUGUGCCAUUUGUCUUAAGUUCAGAUGGUUUGUAGAGAGAGCAACAGGAGGUGAAUUCUUGCUAAUGGGCUUCAGGUGUGACUACCUUUUUUGGCUUGAGGGACUGUAGUUAGUAGCAGGGGUGAGAGAGAAGAAAAGGAGUUGAAAGGAUAAGCAGAAAAUUUUCCACACAGAGCUCAGCUGGAGGAGGUAGUUUUUUAGGCCUUUUCUUUGGAAUUUGGGUGUGUUAGAAAAAACAUGCUUUUAUUCAAAUGGAAGUGAGGUCCUCACAGUUAGUGGUGACAUUGAAAUAUCUGGUGAUCUUUUGACGAACAUGGCUGAAAACAGUUCCAAGACUGAUCCCACAAUAGAUCUCAGCACACAGCCUUCUUCCUGGACCACCAUGCCUUUAUCCCAUGUUGACCAAAUGAACAAGAACUCAAAUAUAUUUAGAGAGACUUUCCAGGAAAAUACUUUUGCUCUUGCAACUCAAGCCACAGUGCUCAAUCCUCCACCUACAUAUGAUGCUGCUUUGGCAGGGGGUUCUGAAGACAACACCCAGCUCUUUGCCACUGUGGAGGAGGCGAGUUUGUGGUCUACAGAUGCACCCUUUAACAACACUGAGGGGAUGACCAGUCUCCCAGUAUUAAAUCCUACCCAUCCAUCUAUGUCACAAAAAAUGGAUCAGAAAAAAAGUGCCUGCAUAAGUAUCACCAACAGUCAGUGCCAAAUGCUGCCAUAUAACUACACCACUAUAACUUCAGUUCUUUCCAUUGUCAAAAGUAUUGAAAUGGAAAAGUUCCUGAAGUUCUUCAGUUAUCUCGGUCGUCUCAGCUGCUAUCAACACAUCAUGCUGUUUGGCUGUAGUCUUGCUCUUCCUGAAUGCAUCAGUGACGGUGAUGACAGUCAAGGUCUCUUGCCCUGCAGGACAUUUUGUGAGGAAGCAAAAGAAGGCUGUGAACCAGUCCUUGGUAUGGUAAAUGCUUCUUGGCCGGAGUUCCUGAAGUGCUCUCAAUUCCAAAACAAAACUGAAAAUGACACAACUACAAGGGUAUGCUUCUCACCACACCAAGAAAAAGGAAAGCAGUCACUGUGUGGAGGAGAAGAGAGUUUCCUGUGUGCCAGUGGAAUCUGCAUCCCAGGGAAACUGCAGUGUAAUGGCUACAAUGACUGUGAUGAUUGGAGUGAUGAGGUCCAUUGCAACUGCAGUGAUGAUGUAUUUCGCUGUGACACAGGAAAAUGCCUAAAUUAUACGUUUGUUUGUGAUGGAUAUGAUGACUGUGGAGACCUUAGCGAUGAACAGAACUGUGAUUGUAAUCCAGUGACACAUCAUCAAUGUGGAGAUGGGAGAUGUAUAACUGCUGAUUGGGUAUGUGAUGGUGACCAUGAUUGUAUAGACAAAUCAGAUGAAAUCAAUUGCUCAUGUCACAGUCAGGGUCUGGUGGAGUGCAGAAAUGGGCAGUGCAUUCCUAGUGCAUUCCAGUGUGAUGGAGAUAAUGACUGUAAAGAUGGAAGUGAUGAAGAAAACUGCAGUGAAAGUCAAACCCUCUGUCAGGAGGGAGACCAGAGAUGUACUUCCUGUCCUGAUCCCUGUGGAGCUUCUCUCUGUGAGAUGAGAAACAGCCAGACAAACUGCAGUCAAUGUGAAUCAAUUACUCUGGAGCUCUGUAUGAACUUGCCUUACAACUAUACUUAUUACCCAAACUACCUGGGACACAGGACGCAGAAGGAAGCUUCUAUCAGCUGGGAAUCUUCUCUUUUCCCAGCCUUGGUUCAGACCAACUGCUACAAGUACCUUAUGUUUUUUGCCUGUACAAUCUUAGUACCAAAAUGUGACCCCCAUACAAAUCAGCGGAUCCCACCUUGCAGGGCAUUAUGUGUACAGUCUAAGGAACGCUGUGAGUCUGUGCUUGGGAUUGUAGGUCUGCAGUGGCCGGAAGAUACUGACUGCACUCAGUUUCCAGAUGAGAACUCAGGCAACGAAACGUGUCUAACGCCAGGUGAAGGUGUAGAAGAAUGCUCACCCAGUCACUUUAAGUGCCGUUCUGGGAGGUGUGUCCUGGCAUCCAGAAGAUGUGAUGGUCAAGCUGACUGUGAGGAUGGUAGUGAUGAGGAUAGCUGUGGUUGUAUAGAAAGGGGUCUUUGGGAGUGUCCUUUGAAGAAGCUGUGCAUCAAGCGCUCCAUGAUCUGUGAUGGUUUCCCAGACUGCCCUGACAUGAUGGAUGAAAAGAACUGCUCAUUUUGUGAAGACAGCGAACUUGAAUGUGCCAACCAUGAAUGUGUGCCACGUGAGCUCUGGUGUGAUGGGCAAGCAGACUGCAGUGACAGCUCAGAUGAAUGGGACUGUGUUACCCUGUCUAAAAACAUGAAUUCCUUGAUGUUCCUGACCAUUCACAGGUCAGCUGCUGCUAACCAUGUUUGUGCUGAUGAGUGGCAAGAAAAUUUAAGCCAACUGGCCUGCAAUCAGAUGGGCUUAGGGGGACCAUCCAAAACAGAAAUUGUAAUAGAGAAUGAGGAAAUGCAGCAUCAAAAAUGGCUGAAUCUGCACUCAGACUGGAAGAAUAAAAAUGCAUCGACUUUACAUGCUCUUCUAGUGAAUAGACAGAUGUGUCGGAGCAGAAGCAAAGUGGCUCUCUUCUGCACUAAAGCAGACUGUGGCCGUCGCCCAGCUGCUCGCAUGAACAAGAGGAUCCUCGGUGGUAGGACCAGUCGCCCAGGCCGAUGGCCAUGGCAAUGCUCCCUGCAGAGUGAGCCAAGCGGACACAUAUGUGGCUGUGUUUUGAUUGCGAAGAGAUGGGUCUUGACAGUAGCACACUGCUUUGAAGGGAGAGAAAAUGCAGCUGUUUGGAAAGUAGUGUUUGGGAUUAGCAAUCUUGAUCACCCAUCAGUCUUCAUGCAGACCCGACUAGUGAAGACCAUUAUCCUCCAUCCACGCUACAACCGAGCAGUGGUAGACUAUGAUAUCAGCGUCGUGGAACUAGAUGAGGACGUCAAUGAGACAAGCUAUGUAAGACCUGUCUGUUUACCUAGCAAGGACCAGCUGGUUCGGCCAGAUACCUACUGCUACAUCACAGGCUGGGGACACAUGGGCAACAAAAUGCCUUUCAAGCUUCAAGAAGGAGAAGUUCGCAUCAUUUCCUUAGAACAAUGCCAGUCAUACUUCGACAUGAAAACCAUCACCAGCAGGAUGCUGUGUGCUGGCUACGAGUCUGGCACUGUGGACUCUUGCAUGGGUGACAGUGGAGGACCACUUGUGUGUGAGCAACCUGCAGGGCGCUGGACUUUGUUUGGUUUAACAUCCUGGGGCUCUGUCUGCUUUUCCAAAGUUUUGGGACCUGGAGUUUACAGUAAUGUGUCACAUUUUAUUGAGUGGAUUGAAAGACAAAUAUACAUCCACACCUUUCUGCUAAACUAACUUCAGAUGGUAAGAAUUGUGCUGACAGACAAAGAAAAACAGGAAUCAGCACUUCAACAGUGAAGAUUUUGCAGUCCAGAAACUCAUGAAAUAGAGUUUCAAGCUUUAUCUAUUCUUCUUGUGGAGGUAUGGAGUACACAGUGUAUGUUAAUGGUAAACCCUCUGCUGGUGAAUAUACUCUGGGGUAAAAUUAACAAUCCUUUUGACUUCUCUUUUAACUGUGUUGUGGUGCUAUUCCAAACACAGCAAAAGGCUUAAAAGAAUCAGCCACUUUCUGCCUUUCAGCUAUUCAAACUAAGCAGUAGCACAGACUAGAAAAACCUUUUUAAAUAACCUAUUUUAAUACUA
Pezoporus occidentalis (night parrot) is the source of this 4271-nucleotide messenger RNA. It is a transcript of the gene CORIN, whose product is annotated as corin, serine peptidase. Gene Ontology annotation, cellular component: membrane. Gene Ontology annotation, biological process: regulation of blood pressure; peptide hormone processing. The record is from RefSeq and is a predicted model, not a curated record. NCBI's taxonomy places the organism in Eukaryota, Metazoa, Chordata, Aves, Psittaciformes, Psittacidae. Bases 843 to 3923 code for a protein of 1026 amino acids. The transcript has 21 exons. Gene Ontology annotation, molecular function: serine-type endopeptidase activity; protein binding.